AUGCAAGCUGAAGCCUCAGUUCCACUACGGCCCCCUCCAGGAUUGGAAGAAGAGCCGGAUGACAACGAAUCGGAUCAUGAAAGGACGAAUGCAGGUCCGCCGCCGACUUUUGAUGGCACCACGGACUUCAAGGAUUACAAGAUCAGAGCUCGACUAUGGUUAUCCACAACCAAGUCCAAGCCCAGGACACGUGGACCUUUGCUCCUCAAGAAUCUCUCCGGGUCCGCCUUCGACAACUUCCAGUGGCUCGCCAAUGAUGAUAGCUGGCUCAACGCCUCCGACAACGGAGAAACCUUGCUGGCUAAGAUGAACACUCGUGAAUACUAUGGCGAGGACUCCAGAGAAGACAUGCUCAACUGCUUGGGUCGGUUGACCUACCAGUUGGAGAGAUCCAAGGGGGAGAACCAGAGGGACUUCUGCGCCCGCUUCGAGAUCGCAGUUCGAAAGGUCCGUGACCAUGGAGUUCAGCUUCCACCCGAAUACCUCGGUUUCCUCUUCAUCAUGUCCCUUCAGCUGAACAUGGAGGAGGUGAAACUUCUCAUGAACUAUACAAAAGGGAGCUUGCAUGUGACCGACGUCCAAGAGUGGCUGCGUGUGCACGAAACGGAGCUUGACUCCGGACUUAGCUCCAAGGAUCCCAGCAAGACCAAUGACAAGAAAGCCGUCUUCCUGACCGAGGUCGCUGAGGGCUCCGAGUACCAGGAGGCUGAAGAAAAUGACGGCGAGAACUCCGACUAUGAGAUUCUCCUGGCAGCCGCUGACGAGCUCGGGGUGGAUGAACCGCCUGAGGAGUUCGAGGAGGCUGACGCCAGAGAGAUUCUGGCGAGCCACAUCCCGGACUGCUCCAAUGCAGACUCCAGGAAACAAGAGGAGAUGAUCAUGAUCCGCCGCUGGCGCCGCAUCAUGUUGCGCGCCUUUGUGAUGAUCCAGCAGGCAUUGAUCCACACUCUGACCUUCCGGAUGAACAUGCCAGGAUUCCAGGGGCAGCGAGCUCGCCAAAUGUCCCAAGAUCUCGAUCUCCUGGCCGACGAGGAGCUGGACUACCUGCAAGAUCAAAUCCUCGACCAGACCCAGCGCAGAAUGUCAGACACCGACAGCUGGUCAAUGGCGUCCUUGAGUCAGAAGGCCCAGGAGUAUCCGAGCUCCAUGGUCAACACGAUUCUCAAGGCCUAUGCCAGGUCGUGCAACCUUCGGCCACAUGAACUCCAUCAAGUACAAGCCUACGAGCUGAUCCAUGAGGACUACCAGGUCAAUGGAAACUACUUUGAAGAACUAGAACCAAAUGAGAUUUUUGCUGAACAAGAUGACAUACCAGUUCAAGCGGUCUAUGGUGCUCUUCAGAAUCAGUUCACGGAGAGUGCUAAGACUGUGGAGUACUGCCUGACCUUCCGUUUGCGAGACCAAUCACUCAUCAAGCUGGACAAGAUUAGUGAGCUGGCCGAUGAACAACUUGAACAAGAGCUGCCUGAACCCAAGCAGGACACCGUCAUCGAUGUCGAGUCCGACCCGGAAGAACCAAUUGAAGAACCACCUGACAAAAGACAAAGGCUUGAGUUCAUCGAGAUGCUCUACACGGCAAUUUCACAAUCAGUGGCCCAGAGAAAGAGAAAGGAGUUCCGAGCAACAGACUUUGAAGGUGGCACUUGCCGCUUGGAAGAGUUAUCGCUUGAAGCGGAAAGUCGUUAG
This is a messenger RNA of Durusdinium trenchii, 1686 nucleotides long. The record is from the annotation of a GenBank genome assembly. Lineage: Eukaryota; Dinophyceae; Suessiales; Symbiodiniaceae.